Sparassis crispa is the source of this 918-nucleotide messenger RNA. RefSeq lists its product with no specific name. Bases 1 to 918 code for a protein of 305 amino acids. Gene Ontology annotation, molecular function: carbon-oxygen lyase activity, acting on phosphates. Lineage: Eukaryota; Fungi; Basidiomycota; Agaricomycetes; Polyporales; Sparassidaceae. The record is from RefSeq and is a predicted model, not a curated record. The transcript is spliced from 4 exons.
AUGAACAAGGAUGAACUCUUGGAUGGUUGCAGACAAGCACUCCAGGAAUUUUUGGACGGAAGCAAGCUCACAAUUCACCCUUAUUCGCGCGAUCCCGACCUCGAGUCACUCGUUUGGGAUGUUGUCCGCGGUUGGGACAACGUAAGUCUCCUGGGACCGCAUAUCGUCACCGCAAUCACAUUGGUUGCCACGGCCUACAACCACAUCACUAACAUCGACACGAAGGUGCAGAUCGUGCUCUACAAUCUCAUUGUGAUUAUUAUAGACGACCCUGCAUUUCUGGGUGCGACGCGUUUUGGCGAAUUUGCCCGCAUGUUCACUGGUGGAGCGACUGAGAGUGGCUCCAAUUUGGAGAGGACGUUCACACAGAUCCUUCGUGGCAUAUGGAAUCACUACCCGAGGUUCGCUGCAAGCGCGAUCGUGAGCUCUUCGCUGGAGUUUGUGAAUGCGAAUAUCCUCCAGAAUGAGACAAACGAAAUGGCUCUAUCCUCGGAAGGAGCACCGUUUGUCGAGUACCGCAGGAUGAAGGACGGGGCGGCGGAAACUUACGCUUACUUCAUUUGGGAGAAAGCCAGGUUUCCAGACGUCCGUGCAUAUAUUCAAGCUAUUCCUGAUGCCAUACGUUACAUAAACCACGGCAAUGACAUUCUCUCCUUCUACAAAGAGCAAAGUUCGGGAGAGACCGGGACUUACAUUGUAGACCGCGCUGUGUCGGAAGGGAAAUCCACACUCGAGGUUCUUCAUGAGGUCAUUCAAGAGGGGAUAGCUGCGAUGCGGCGUAUCAGACGCAUCCUCGGAGAAGGGGAAGCAUGGGAAGCAUGGGAGAACUUUGCAUGUGGGUAUAUCGGCUUCCACACCAGCAGUCCGCGAUACCGUCUUCAGGAGGUGAUUGGAAGUGUGUAUUUGAUUCAGAACUGA